Molecule: messenger RNA, 2747 nt
Organism: Lepidothrix coronata (blue-crowned manakin)
Lineage: Eukaryota; Metazoa; Chordata; Aves; Passeriformes; Pipridae
Gene: FHL3
Product: four and a half LIM domains 3
Exons: 6
Coding region: 150-989 (279 amino acids)
Biological process (GO): actin cytoskeleton organization
Cellular component (GO): stress fiber; nucleus; Z disc
Molecular function (GO): actin binding; transcription coregulator activity
Source: RefSeq, a predicted model, not a curated record
GGGCCGGGCUCCGCCCUCGGGGCUGGGCGGCAGCGCUGAGUCGAGGCCAGCCGAGCCCAGCUUAGCCUGUCCAUCGCCAGGGCGCACGGAGCGGGACCGCGGCCCCGGGACAGCCACCAGCAGGUGAAGGAGGCCCUCAGACCGGCACCAUGACAGAGUGCUUUGAUUGUGACAACUGCAAGGAGUCCUUGUAUGGACGCAAGUACAUCCAGAUGGACAAUGGCCCGUACUGCAUCCCAUGCUACGACGCCCACUUUGCCAACACCUGCGAUGAGUGCAAAGAGCUGAUUGGCCACGACUGCAGGGAGCUGUACUACGAGGAUCGCCAUUACCACGAGCACUGCUUCCGCUGCUUCCGCUGCGACCGCUCCCUGGCUGACGAGCCGUUCACCUGCCAGGGCGAGGAGCUGCUGUGCAACGACUGCUACUGCAGCGAGUUCUCCUCCAAAUGCAUUGCCUGCGAGAAGACUGUCAUGCCAGGGUCGCGUAAGCUGGAGUACAACGGACAGACCUGGCACGAGCAUUGCUUCAUAUGCAGCAGCUGCCAGCAGCCCAUUGGGUCACGGUCCUUCAUCCCAGACAAGAAGGAUUAUUACUGUGUGCCCUGUUACGAGAGCAAGUUCGCUCCUCGUUGCACUCGUUGCAAAAAGACCCUGACCAAGGGAGGAGUGACCUACCGGGACGAACCCUGGCACAAGGAGUGCUUUGUCUGCACAGGCUGCAAGACCCCCUUGGCUGGGCAGCAAUUCACCUCCCAGGACGACAACCCGUACUGCAUCAAGUGCUUUGGGAACCUCUAUGCCAAGAAGUGCAGUGCCUGCACAAAGCCCAUCACAGGCUUUGGUGGCGGCAAAUAUGUCUCCUUUGAGGACCGUCACUGGCACCACAACUGCUUCAACUGUGCCCGCUGCAGCACCUCGCUGGUGGGGAAGGGCUUCAUCCCUGACAAAGAUGAGAUCCUGUGCCGCGACUGCAGCAGUGACCUAUGAGUCUCCAAGGACACCGCGGGGCAGGGCUUCCUCUGUUCUUCAGGGCCUCUGUGCCAGAUCCCCCAGCAGCAUUUCAGGGGCCAGGCACAAGGCACAGGAGAUUGGGGCUUGGCCCCGAACCGCGGUGUGUUCAGGGGGCUCCUGAGCCCCCUCCCUGAAGGCUAGAGUACGCUAUGCUAUGGCUCUGUGCAGAGUCAAAGCUAAAUAAAAUUGAAAAAGGAGCUUCAAGACCCCCCAUUAUUUACUCUUUCUUUUUGCUUCCAGUCUGACCAGGCACGAGCUGAGCCCAGGGCCCCAGCUGAGUAAAGGGCAGCUUCUGCACUGGGCUGCUGGAUCUGCACGCUGGCAGCAUGUCUUUGCCCCCCUGCACAGUGCUGACUUCCCUCUUUUCCCCACGUGGUUCUCUCACUCUGUGUGACAUGAGGCAGUGGCUGCAGGGCCGUGCAGCUCAGCUGUGCUGGGUUAGGGCUGUAACCACCACCACCAUAUGCAUGGCUGACCUGGGCAUGAAGGGUCCUCUGCUCCGUUUGGGAGGACUGGAGUGUUGCCAGGAGAAGAGCAUGUUUGUCCUGCCAGAUGGGAUCCACCUGUGGAAUUCUAUAGCACCUCACCAUUUGCAGGCAAGACCCUUUGCUCAGCGUCUCUGUAGAGGUGCUCUCUCAGCUGUGAAUGAGGAGCUCAAGUUGCUCAUAGGUACAGGGUGUUCGGCCCACCCUCACCUCCCUGCCCCUUUCCCAUCCACCUGUGCCAUGACCUCCCAUGGCUGCAGUGGCUGAGCUGGAGCUGGGGCUGUUGGCCUGCUGCUGCUCCCCUGAGACAUGCUUGACUGAGCCCCUGAGAAGGGUGUGCUGAAGGCUGAGAGCACUGAGGGCUUUAUUCCUGAUCUAUCCUUCUCAUGGGGAUUCAUGGCAUGGGCACUGGUGUACGGAGCCCAGCUGCCUGUGGCACUGGGAACACCAGAGACCUUUGUUAAUUCAGGGAGGGGAGCGUUGCCCACAGGCUGUGGCCGUUCUUGGGAGCUGCUGGGAGUGCUAGGAGGGAGGGUCUGUGGGAGCACAGGGCUGCAGCAUGUAGGGCAGCCGAGGGGGCAGUGGAGUGCCCACAACCUGCUCCUGCCAGGGCUGCCUGUGUCCCCCUGCAGUGGGCAGGGAGUGGAGGCUCCCCCCGGCCACACUCACUGUGUCCCAAAUGAGAAGCAAAGCAAAGGUGGCACCUGAGGGGGGGCUUUGCAUAGCCCAGGUCCCUGUGCUGGCCCUAACUGUGCAAAAUAGGAUGUCUUGAGCCAUCCUUGCCCAAUGACUGAGCUGGCCCUGGGCCCCACUCAGGCCCUUCUGCAGUAGGAUGCCCAUGCCUGCCUUGUCUCUACAUCUUUCUGCUUCUGUCUUGCUGGGGCACUUACACUGACCCUGCUUUCCUGCUUAUCAGCCAUGUGCUUUUCUGAAAGCCUGUUCUUGUGGGGUUUUUCCCUUUUGUACUCAUUUGUCAUGAAUAUCUGUCAUUUUGUACCCAACUACAGGAUGAAGGGGCUAGCCCCCCACCCAGGCUUCACUUAGCAACAGAAAAUGUUAUGCAUGUUGAAGUGUUAUUAACUUUGUAUUCAGAUCCUUGUUGAACCCUUGGAAGCUUUAAUGCCAGUAAAUUGGAGUUUGUGUGUUUGCUAUUCUGAGGAGCUUGGAGCUGUCUCCAGAAGGAAUUGCCUUAAAUCUCAACCUCCUUUGUAUUUCCUACAGCUUUAUACAAUAAACUGUUUUAGUGACA